CUACAUCACGAUUUUAAAGUUAGAAAGAUUCAUUUGUACAUUACAAAUAUUGAUCGUCAUAAACAGAUAUUUUACUUAUAUGUUUAUAUAAACCGUUAACCUCAAAUCAUUGGUAUAUACAAUGCCCUUGUUUUCGAAUAAAUUCUCUCCUAAGAAAACGCCAACAAGAAAAGUGGGAGUGUUUUUAAUAAAUAAAGAUUUGAGUCCAAAGCGAAUUGAAAAAGAACUUGGACCGAAUGUUGGUCCUAUACGUUUGAAACUGGGUGAUCAUGAAACUGUUUUUGAGUCAGGCUUAUGGAUUCCAGAAUCUGGUAAAAUUGGAGGAACCUACAAGGAAAAUGAAAAAUUAAAGAAAGAAAUGAAAAGAUUGGAAGAAGAAAAUAACUUGUUGAAGCUAAAAUUUGAAGUACUACUCGAUAUGUUGACACAGACAACAGCAGAAUUUCAUAUGCAAAAAGAAGAGCUAGGUAGAUUAAAAAGAAAUUUAGUGUACAAUAAAGGCACUGAAUCUUGAUACAAAUAUAUAUUAAUUCA
This is a messenger RNA of Colletes gigas, 534 nucleotides long. It is a transcript of the gene Cby, whose product is annotated as protein chibby homolog 1. Lineage: Eukaryota; Metazoa; Arthropoda; Insecta; Hymenoptera; Colletidae. The record is from RefSeq and is a predicted model, not a curated record. The transcript is spliced from 3 exons. Bases 122 to 514 code for a protein of 130 amino acids.